Molecule: messenger RNA, 1063 nt
Organism: Zeugodacus cucurbitae (melon fly)
Lineage: Eukaryota; Metazoa; Arthropoda; Insecta; Diptera; Tephritidae
Product: S-phase kinase-associated protein 1-like
Exons: 2
Coding region: 531-938 (135 amino acids)
Biological process (GO): SCF-dependent proteasomal ubiquitin-dependent protein catabolic process
Cellular component (GO): cytoplasm; nucleus
Molecular function (GO): cullin family protein binding
Source: RefSeq, a predicted model, not a curated record
ACUGCACUUUAGUUAGUAAUAUUUUCUAUGCUUGCAAUGCUGAUGUACGAUAAUAAACAAAAACAGCUGUUGCUCGGUACGGAUUGGUGUAAAUAUUUUUGUUAAUUAUAAAAUCAAAAUUUCUGAAGUCAGUGUAUACAGCAACCAGUGUGUUGAUAUUACGAGUAUUAUUACUGAAUCUAGUGGACUUUAAGGUAAAGAAAUUUUAACACUUCAUGGCUAGUAGAUACGAAGAAUGAAAGAAGACAAGAUUACGCCGCAAUGAUGUUUUUCACGUUAGAAUGAGAUGAUAUAUUCUAACAUUCUUGAGUAGACUCGAAACUAGACAGUAUUAUCCAUACCAAAUCGGGUGAUUUCAUUAAAAUUUCGACACUUUUACAGUUUGAAAUAAAAAGAUCUGUAAGAGACCUGAGGCCGCGGUUUAGCAAAUUAACUAAUUCAACUACGAAAAACAAAUUUAUUCAGAUAUAAACUACAUACAUAUGUACAUAGAAUAUAUUUGUUAUUUUAGGUGUAUACAGUAGUUAGAAAUGACCGUUAUACUGCAAUCCAACGAUAAUGUGAAAUUCUUGGUCGAUGUGAAGAUCGCCCAAGAUAUGGACUUUCUCCAAUCAAUGCCAUUAAAUAUUAAUGAAAAUGACGACACUAUUCCAUUACCCAAUGUGGACUCGGCAAUACUUUACAAAGUACUUACUUGGAUAACCUAUCAUAAAGAUAAUCCAUAUAUUGGUGAAGAUGACAAACCUUUCUAUAUUUCUGGUUGGGAUUCAGAAUUUCUAGAAGUCGAUAGUGAUACAUUAUAUAAAUUAAUUGAAGCCGCUGAUUAUCUCGGUGUUAGUGGAUUACUAGAACUAAUUUGCAAAACGGUGGGAUAUUUAUUCAGCAAUAAUGCACCAGAAGAAAUAAAGUCAUUGUUCAAUAUAAACGAUAGUCACUGAAAAUUGGUAUUAAAUAUAUGUGUAUUGUAAAUUCAAAAAUAAUGAUAAUGAUUGAAGAUUAAAUUGUGUGAAUUUGGAGUUGUUAAUUAAUUAGGAAAAUUAAAUAAUUGAUAUAUUUUAAAAUA